AGAUGACUGACUUCCAUUGCAACCAAAUUCUUUUUAGUGCACAAUACGGUAUCCAGCACUCUUUUACUGACAUCGAAACCCGCCCUCUUCGCCGCUAUGGAGCCCAGACUCCGCCAGACCCGUCUUCAAAAAUGGCCACUUCUUGUAGAGGCCCAAGCACUAACCGAUUUUAAUACCGACGCAUCAAAACAGGAAACAGGGGAUAGCGCACCCUCUUCAAGCCCCGACAUCCACCUUCUUCCCACCCGCCUCCUCCGCUCCCAUACCAAGCUCACCAAGAAAGAUCAUACCCUCCUCCUCCUAAAGCAAGCCAGGCUGCAAGCUUUUGGCACCCUCAGACCCUCCAGCUACACAUCAGCCACAUCCGCAACCCUCAUCUUCGCCCAGGCCGAAGCCGGCACGGCAGUGUGUAUCCACGACUCCGGCCUGCUCCUCACUUGCGCCCACUGCAUCGCCGAAACUGGGGCCGAACUCGAUCUCUCCAAAUCCCACCUCCUCCUCUUCGCCUCCGGCACUGUUGUCACAGCGCAAUGCACAGCCUGGGACCUCAAACGCGAUCUGGCGUUGCUACAAAUCACAGCCGCACAACGCCCGCCAGGAGGACAAGAUAAUUCCGGGUUGAGCCAACCGCACUGGCAGUUCCCUUCUCUCGGAAUCGCGGACCGAUCUCCCAAGGUCGGCACAAAACUCGUCUGCAUCGGCCAGCCUGGGAGCGAAGACCUGGAGUGUGAAGAAACGGGCGUGGAAACGGGGUACGAAGUUCUGUGUGUCAGCGAGGGGACGUUUAGGGGUUAUGCGGACGGGCAGGACGUGCAGGAUAAUGAGGAGAUUGGGGCGCUGAUGCACAGUUGUUGGACGUAUUGGGGCCAUAGCGGGGCGCCGCUGGUGGAGAGGACGGCACGGAUGGGAGAGAUGUUGGUAGGUGUGCAUAGUUCGUGGGAUGACGAGACGGGGAUGAGGAGGGGUGUUGGUACUGAGGCGAUUCGAGACUUCUUAAGGGAAAGGGUUGAUUUGGGGUGAGGCUAUAUGAGGAGGCGGUUAUGUUUCAGCCCUACUGCCACGUCCUUGUUCAGCGGCCCGAUCAAGCGGGCGUUACCCGAAAGGCAAUAUCUGAGGCACUGCGUUCAUGUUACCGUUACUACUGCCUUUGCUCUGUCUCCUGGAGAUUGGACUUUCUACUUGCUCGAAUCACAAAAAUCCCAGGGCUUCCUUCCUCGAAGUACUCUUCAAGUCCAGGUAU
Messenger RNA from Parathielavia appendiculata, 1240 nucleotides. Its product is annotated as trypsin-like serine protease. Bases 97 to 1020 code for a protein of 307 amino acids. The transcript has a single exon. Lineage: Eukaryota; Fungi; Ascomycota; Sordariomycetes; Sordariales; Chaetomiaceae. The record is from RefSeq and is a predicted model, not a curated record.